AUUGGUUUUUGAAAUCCCAUGUAUUUUUAAUUAAUGUAGUCAUUAAACAUAUUUUAUAAAUGCGCUAAAAUAUGUUCGCCAGCUUUAUAGAAAUAAUGAUGUAUCUACUCGUGUUCCGACAACCAAAGUUUACAGAGUAUCUUACCCAGUGAAUUUUCCGAGCAAUAAAAACGAUUAAGGUAUUAGCAGCACUACAGAAGAUUGGCCUUAAAAUCACCUGAUAUUUUGACAUCACCAGAUGUCACAAGUCACAGCUUUAAAAAUGUCAAGUUCAUAGUACAAUAUUUUUAAGAUUUUUGUAAAAUAUUCUUCAACUAUUUGAGAUGGUCAUUCUUAAAUACUACAAAACAUAACCCUACAUUUACCCCAAGUUUAUCAUGGAAACUUGACCUUUAUUACAUUACGUUCAUCGAGUAUUUAUCUAUGUUUGUAUUUCCUAAACAUGGAUUUUAUUCCGGUAGAAGUUAAUGAACGCCAAGGUUACAUAAAAACCAUAGAAUGGCAUAUGAUGGACAAAACCAAAUUCUUUCCAUUGUCAAUGCUAAGUUCCUUCUCUGUACGAUGUGCCCUUUAUCCCUUGACAUUGAUAAAAACAAGACUACAGAUACAAAAGCAUAAUGAUAUGUACACAGGAAUGUUUGAUGCUUAUGGGAAAAUUUACAAAUAUGAAGGUAUUUCAGGCUUGUAUAGGGGAUUCUGGAUUUCAUCAGUACAAAUAAUAAGUGGUGUAUUUUAUAUCUCUACUUACGAAGGGGUGAGGCAUAUAUUAUCAAAGAAAAAUCUAGAUUCACGUCUCAGAGCAUUAGUUGCAGGUGGAUGUGCAUCUUUAGUGGGUCAAACUAUAAUUGUACCAUUCGAUGUACUAAGUCAGCAUCUUAUGAUGAUAGGCACAGUGAGUAAAGAAAACAAGAUAGCAUUCAACCCUUUGGGUGUUAAUAGUAAUCCAGAUAGAAGCAAACUAGCUCUCACGAUUGAUGUGGCUAGGAAAAUAUUCAAUGUUGACGGUAUUAGUGGAUUCUAUCGAGGAUACUGGGCCAGUUUAGCAGCCUAUGUGCCAAACUCGGCUCUUUGGUGGGGAUUUUAUCACUUUUACCAAGAUGAACUGCUCAAGGUUAUCCCAACAUCAGUUUCCCAUCUCUUUAUUCAAACAAUAGCAGGCACAAUGGGUGGCUUCACAACCACCAUUAUAACAAAUCCGUUAGAUAUAGUUCGAGCCCGGUUACAAGUUCAGCGUUUAGAAUCGAUGGGCGAAGCAUUUAGAGACCUGUGGAGGGAAGAAGGGCCGAGGAUGUUCACGAAGGGGCUAAGCGCCAGACUCGUACAAUCUGCCACGUUUAGUUUUAGCAUUAUCUUAGGUUAUGAAACUAUCAAACGGGUGUCUGUUAAUGAGGAAUAUAAAGAGUUUGUACGAUGGUGAUAUUUGUCUGUAAAACUAGUUUGCUGUAGGUAUUUGAAUGAUGUUCGGAAAUGUAAUGAGACGUAAAUCGGAGCUUUGAAAUAACGUUUCGUUUAUGUACAGGGCGAUUUAGCAAUAAAAAGUGGUGUAGAAAUGUAGAACUUACAGAAUACCUCACUUCAAAUUAAUAGAGUUCAUAUUAUUUAAUUCACCACUCGAUUUGAAAAAAGGCACUACUGUCACACAGCCAUACACAUACAUUGUGUAUUAUCGAGAAAAGAAUACAAUAUUUUUUAUACAGAUUAUCUAGAUCAAUUUUUAGUUAUAUUAUUUAUUUUCAUAGUGUUUUAUUUUUGUUGUUGAAUUUUGACGUGAUUUGUUACAUUUUAUAUAACUUAGUUUAUAAAUAUAAAAAGUUGUUGCUUAGUUGAAGAUAUAAGGUUAUAACGGAAGUACUAGACAUUGGACACGCAUUCUAUGAAAUAUAACGGUUUAAAAUC
Messenger RNA from Sitophilus oryzae (rice weevil), 1896 nucleotides. RefSeq names its product solute carrier family 25 member 44. Gene Ontology annotation, cellular component: mitochondrion. Bases 443 to 1417 code for a protein of 324 amino acids. The transcript is spliced from 7 exons. Lineage: Eukaryota; Metazoa; Arthropoda; Insecta; Coleoptera; Curculionidae. The record is from RefSeq and is a predicted model, not a curated record. Gene Ontology annotation, biological process: branched-chain amino acid catabolic process; transmembrane transport. Gene Ontology annotation, molecular function: branched-chain amino acid transmembrane transporter activity.